AUGGUCGCCCAAACCGCCGAGUUCAAGAAGGCCGUCGAGGACAGCCGUAAGCUCCAGGCCAAGCCUUCGGAUGACGAGCUCCUCCAGCUCUACGGACUGUUCAAGCAGGGUACCCAGGACCCUCCUAUCGAGUCUUCUGACAAGCCCGGCAUGUUCGACCUCAAGGCCAAGAGAAACGCAUGGCAGAAGCUCGUCGAUGAGGGUGUCACNCCCCAGGAUGCCCAGAAGAAGUACGUCGCUCUUGUCGAGUCGCUCAAGAAGAAGCACGGUUACUCUGGUUAA
This is a messenger RNA of Aureobasidium musti, 282 nucleotides long. The record is from the annotation of a GenBank genome assembly. NCBI's taxonomy places the organism in Eukaryota, Fungi, Ascomycota, Dothideomycetes, Dothideales, Saccotheciaceae.